CAUGCGAUAACAAUUUUAUCGCAUGCAACAAACCUUAUCACGAUUUUAAGAAUUGGCCCGGACUACAACUGGGUUUCCUUAUCACUGACAAUUUAAAAAUAGAAAAUAUUCCAGUCGUUUUAUUUGUAAGUAAACAAUGUCCCCAUAAUUUUCGUCGUAUACUCGCAUUUCGUCAACAGACCUUUAACGGUAAAGUCGGCAUUAUUUUUCAUCAAAAUGAAUAAUUACCCUCAUGAAGGUUUUACUUAUAAAAUUAAUGGCGGACGAAAAAACGGCAUUCGGUAAGUUGAUUUAUACUAUAUAAUAAUAUAAUAGUGCAUUAUUCGUAAUUACAUAGGUAUCUAUAAUGUAUUUUAUAAAUGGAUAAAAUAAAAAAAUCGAAAAUAGGGAUCUAUAGUAUAUAGCCAGGGGUCUCCAACCUUUUUUUACGGCGGGCAUAAUUCACGGUCCAAUAUUUUUAUGUAUGCGGAUUUAUAAAACAUUUAUUGCAUUUGGUUUGUAUUUUAAGGUAUUUGGCAUGCUGUCAGAGAUACUGUAAAGGUUCAGCAAAACAGUUAGCUAAUGGUAUUAUAGUACCAAUUGAAACUCAUUCGCAUCGACCUAAUAAUGUAGAAAAUGAACUAUUGAAGUUUAAAAAGCAAUUUAGAUUGAUUCUGAUUGAACGAGCAGUGCAUGAAACAACAAGGCUCAGGGAUAUCUACGAUGAGGAAUCUAUAAGACGUAUGAGAGGUGCAGAACAAUAUUCUUGGCCUUUAGCCGAGUUGUGCAUGCGCCAUGCCCGUAGAAGAAAUGUGCCUGCUUUGCCACCAACCUUAGUUGCACUUGCAGACAUUUUGGAGACCAAUCCAGACCGAUAUACUUGUUGUGGUCAUUCUUUUUACCAGGACCGAACAAUUGAUGUUGAUGGAAAAGUUUCAAUUAUAUUCGGUUGUUUGGACUUGAUUCAAGAAGUUAUACGCCAGGGUGGAUCUGAGCUUCAUGCGGAUGCAACGUUUAAAGUUGUUCCAUCCUCCCCAAAAUGUAGACAAUUGUUUGUUAUGCACUUUAAUAUUCAAAAUUAUUCCAUCCCUAUAAUAUAUGUAUUAAUGGAAUCAAAAACAGAAACAGCUUAUACGCUUGUUCUCAGAAAAUGUAAGGCCUUGUUUCCAGCUAUUCAGCCAGUAUGUAUCAUGACUUACUAUGAAAAUGCUUUAAAAAAUGCAUUUAGUAACAUAUACCCUGAAAGUAUUCAAAAUGCAUGUUAUUUUCAUUAUGUACAGGUAGGCAUAUAA
Molecule: messenger RNA, 1271 nt
Organism: Acyrthosiphon pisum (pea aphid)
Lineage: Eukaryota; Metazoa; Arthropoda; Insecta; Hemiptera; Aphididae
Exons: 3
Coding region: 723-1271 (182 amino acids)
Source: RefSeq, a predicted model, not a curated record